GCCUCGCAUAUCGCAGGAGCUGUGGAGAUAGUCACAGGCACCGCCAGUUGUCCUCGUGACGCCGCCACCGCUUGUACACGUCACAGAGCUCCUGUCAGCAUGAACGUCGUUCCUUCCGUCUGGAUCCCGUACCCUCGGCCCACAGUCAGUGUGGAGUUGCGCUGUGGGGUUCUCUACAGCGGUUGUCAGUGCACCAAGAGGAACGGACUCCAGCAGGACUGUCCCCGCAGCGAAUGUCAGGGGCGCCCCUCCUGCCUGGACUACCCAGCGCCCACGUGUGUGCCCAGCGGCAAUGCCCCGCGCCCCUACCUCUCGCCCAGCGAGCUGCAGAGCACCCGAGACUCCCACCUGGAUAGGUACGGCAGAGUGGGUGACCACUACAUCAAGUAUAAGCGGAAACUGGACCGGAAGUACCUCGACUUGGGAAAAACGGGGUACGUUCAACACCCUGGGGUCUCGGCUAGAGACAACAUACCUUGCCGCGUGCACAGGAGGGAGUAACUCAUCCACACGGGAUAUGAUUCCGAGUUAGGAUUUCGGGUUAGAAAACAAAUAUUGAAUGGUAUAUACAGAUGUUUAGGUGAAUCAUAACUUAUGAUGAGCCUGUCUUCAGCCAUUGUUUCACCAAAUGAACAUAGAGUUCUUGUGAAGGGUGCACACAAUAUCCACGGGAAGAAGACGACUUAGCUUACAGACAUUUAAAUCACCCAACAAUUAUUAUUAGUUCAUAACUUAAUCUCAGAACUGCGCUUAGUUAAAAAUGAGAAUAAACAAUAUUGUUGCAUAGUCUAGUUUGCAUUCACACACGGUUAAAAUUACUUUUUUUGUAUCCUGAAAAAUAUUUAGUUUAAUGUAAGUUCAGUUAGCACGUGAAUAUACAAUGUGUCAUUUAUUUUUUAUGCAGUCUAUAUAUUCUUCCAAUGCUCAUUUAAUUAAAUAUAGGCUACUAUAUAACCUAUAAAUGUAUCGAAUCGAAGUAGGUGUAUCAGUUCCUUUAGUCUAUUUCAAUUACAAAUGUGAUGUUUUUCACUGUUUAGUGUUUAGGAAGCAUACUUACCUAUUAAUAAAAUGAUUACAAUACA
Messenger RNA from Homalodisca vitripennis (glassy-winged sharpshooter), 1082 nucleotides. RefSeq lists its product as uncharacterized. The record is from RefSeq and is a predicted model, not a curated record. Lineage: Eukaryota; Metazoa; Arthropoda; Insecta; Hemiptera; Cicadellidae. The transcript is spliced from 3 exons. The coding region runs from base 100 to 501 and encodes 133 amino acids.